AUGGCUUUAACAAAAACAUCCAAGAAAAAAAAACCAUCUCAUCAAAACAACAAGAAGAUAACCGUCCUCGAGCCGCCGACACCAACUCCUUGGCCAAACCUCCCCCAACGAUUGCUAAACCUAAUUUCCAGGCAACCAAUUCUGAUGCAACAAAUCACUUUUAACGGUAUCAACAAGUCGUGGCAACCGCCAGCCAAAACCUGCCAAUCCGUGUCCUCUAUUGGAUCACUAGCCAUUACAAAUGACAAAUCCGACACCGAAUUGAACACAUUCAGCAUAACUUUCCGCACAGGUUAUCAUCGGAUUGCCAGGUGGCCUGCCAGCAGGAUCAACAAACCAUUCAGUUUAAUCGGAAUUUCUCAUGGAUCACUUAUUACUAGGAAUCGUUUAACUUCCGACGCUUUCUAUAUUUUCAUGCCUCCCGAAAUUAUUAAGUAUCUUCCAAAUAUUAAUCAAAACAUUCCAACCACGUUUGCUUCAUUAUCUUCGACCCCGCAAAAACUGUAUAAAAUUCGCGACGAUUUCAUUGUGAUUGUGUUAACUGGAAUCUCCCACCCCGCCUUUCUAAGCUACCAUAGUUCGACCCAACACAAUUGGACCGAACAUGACUCCACCUUGAUCGACCCCAACGAUCCCCAAGGAGGAUACAUGAGAUUCAACAACGGCGUGUGGUUUCAAAAGAAAUUCUACGGUUUGAGCUCCCAGGGCACUCUGGCCGUGAUAGAGGAAGUUGAUUCUAGUCUAGCCAUCACAAAUUUAGGGUCGGGCAGGGCGGUUCCUUCUGCCCCCGCGAAGCAUUUUAGGGAAUACUUGCUUGAAUCGGACGGCGAGAUCUUGCUUGUUUUCUUGAUAUCGAGGAAAUCGAAAUGGACUGUGAAUGAUGUGGAGGUUUAUCGGCUUGGUUUAACUCGGUUGGGUUGGAUGAAGGUGGAGAAUUUGGGGGAUAGAGCAUUGUUUGUUGGGGGUGAUUGUUGUUGUAUGAUGGUUGAUAGUAGAAGAGUUGGUUGCAAGAGAAAUUGUGUUUAUUUUACACAUGAUUAUGUGAAGGGGGUUAACAUUAAUUGGGAUGUUUACAAUAUGGGAAAUUGUAAGGUUGAACCCGGAUGGGUCGAAAAUGACUCCAAGGGUGUUGAUUCUUUUUGGUUUGAAGUUUGA
Molecule: messenger RNA, 1155 nt
Organism: Impatiens glandulifera
Lineage: Eukaryota; Viridiplantae; Streptophyta; Magnoliopsida; Ericales; Balsaminaceae
Exons: 1
Coding region: 1-1155 (384 amino acids)
Source: RefSeq, a predicted model, not a curated record